UAAAAAAGUAGGAGCGAUAAAAAGCAUUGUGUUGGGCUACCUGUGGAAUUGCAUUCAUAAGUUACAAGCCUGUAAAGUUGCAUUCAAACACACAGGUGCAUGAUGAUUUCGAAGGUUUCAAUUUUUCGGUUUCACGUGGUCAGUAAUUCCCUUAGAUGUAUAAGGUCAUUACACAUAGGAAGUAUUAGUUGUAGUCAUGUGCAUGCUAUCAUCAUGGGCCCACCAGGAUCAGGUAAAGGAACAGUUUCUGGAAGAAUCGUACGAGACUUUGGCCUCAGCCAUUUGUCCAGUGGAGACUUAUUAAGAUCUCACGUGCAAAAUGAAACAGAGGUGGGGAAAAAAGCUAAACGGUAUAUUGAACAAGGGAGUCUCGUUCCAGAUGAAGUAAUGGUGGAUCUUGUCCUUACCGAACUAAAGCAAAGAACCAACAGCUGGUUAUUGGACGGGUUCCCAAGAACUGUUAGUCAAGCAGAAGAACUAACCAAGAAUCAAACUAUAGAUGUAGUCAUCAAUCUUGAUGUUCCAUUUGAAACAAUCAUUGAAAGAAUUAAGCAAAGAUGGAUUCACUUUGCCAGUGGAAGAGUGUACAACUUAGAGUUCAAUCCUCCAAAACAACCAGGAAAGGAUGACAUUACUGGUGAACCUUUGACACAAAGAGAAGAUGAUAAGCCUGAGACUGUGAGAGCAAGAUUAAAAAAGUAUGAAGAAGAAACCAAGCCUCUGAUUGAAUAUUACAGAAUACUUGGCAAAGUACAGUCAUUUGCUGGAACUGAGACAAAUGUUAUCUGGCCAGUAGUAAAGAAAUAUCUGGAAGAAAACUACUUUAAGAACAAGUAAUACCAUUUGUGUGUGUAUAUAUAUACACAGCAGCCCUAAAACUUAAACAUAUUUGAGAUAUAAUAUCCAUAUAUACGAAGGAUAACAACCAUUUUUGAACAAAAUUUGUUAUCAAAUUGUUAUAGAAUACUUAAUGAGGCUUUUUAGCAUGUUUGAUGCUAAAUUGUUCCUUGUUUACAGUUUAUUUUGUAACAAAAAUAGCAACAAAACAUAUAUGUAUAUAUAUCGCUAUAGUAUGUGUCAAAGUUUUAGAGAUUGGGUGUAAUAUAUUCUUAGCCUUAAAUUGAAUUUUUCAUAAUCCCUUUCAUGUAAAAGGGAUUGGUAUAAUGGUACACAAAACCCAUUAAUGUUUUAAAUAGACAACAAGUAUUAGAUGAAUAGUACAAUAUAGUCUAAAUAAAAUAAAAUAUGUAUUUUUUUAAAUAACUAUAAUAAACCAUAGUGUUUAAACGUAGUAGGAAUAAAAUGAAUUGUCCAGUA
This is a messenger RNA of Actinia tenebrosa (Australian red waratah sea anemone), 1317 nucleotides long. Its product is annotated as GTP:AMP phosphotransferase AK3, mitochondrial. Lineage: Eukaryota; Metazoa; Cnidaria; Anthozoa; Actiniaria; Actiniidae. Gene Ontology annotation, biological process: nucleobase-containing compound metabolic process. The record is from RefSeq and is a predicted model, not a curated record. Gene Ontology annotation, molecular function: ATP binding; AMP kinase activity. Gene Ontology annotation, cellular component: mitochondrion.